GUGCUGGGACCACCGUCCCACGAACCGGGCCACCGGCCGGGCGGCUGGUCUAAUUUCUGCCUGGGCGUCGCCCCUCGGAUCCUGCUCCGGGCUGAGUGCCUAUUUCACAGAUGGCUUACUCCUCCGGUUUGUCAGGAUCACCCCGGGCAAAGCGUUGCGAAAUGUAGCGACUGCAGCGAAUAACUGGUAAAAAAAAGCUCAUUUUCUUCGUGUGGGUUUCAUCUUAACUCCAACAUCAUGUCUGGUUCUCAUGGUGCUAAAGAGAAUUCCCACAAGAAGGCUCGGACAUCUCCUUACCCAGGUUCAAAAGUUCAACGCAGCCAGGUUCCUAAUGAGAAAGUAGGCUGGCUUGUUGAGUGGCAAGACUAUAAUCCUGUGGAAUACACGGCAGUCUCUGUCUUGGCUGGACCUAGGUGGGCAGAUCCUCAGAUAAGUGAAAGUAACUUUUCUCCCAAGUUUAAUGAAAAAGAUGGGCAUGUUGAGAGAAAGAGCCAGAAUGGCCGGUAUGAGAUUGAAAAUGGAAGACCUAGAAACCCUGCAGGACGCACAGGAUUGGUUGGCCGAGGGCUUUUGGGGCGAUGGGGCCCAAAUCAUGCUGCAGAUCCCAUCAUAACCAGGUGGAAAAGGGAUAAAAGUGGAAAUAAAAUCACCCACCCCAUUUCUGGGAAAAACAUCUUACAGUUUGUUGCAAUCAAAAGGAAAGACUGUGGAGAAUGGGCAAUUCCAGGGGGAAUGGUGGACCCAGGAGAGAAGAUUAGUGCUACACUGAAGAGAGAAUUUGGUGAGGAAGCGCUCAACUCCUUACAGAAAUCCAGUGCUGAAAAAAAACAAUUAGAGGAACAGUUGCACAAACUCUUCAGCCAGGAACAUCUAGUGAUAUAUAAGGGAUAUGUUGACGAUCCUCGGAACACUGAUAAUGCAUGGAUAGAGACAGAAGCUGUGAACUACCAUGAUGAAACAGGUGAGAUAAUGGAUAACCUUACCCUCGAAGCUGGAGAUGAUGCUGGAAAAGUGAAGUGGGUGGACAUCAGUGAUAAACUCAAGCUUUAUGCUAGUCACGCUCAAUUCAUCAAACUUGUGGCAGAGAAACGAGAUGCACACUGGAGUGAGGACUCUGAAACUGACUGCCACGGGUUGUAGCUCACAGCCUCAUGUCAGCCAAAGGCCAACAGAGGAGCAAGUACUGCAAAGAAGGCAGGAUCACAGAACUCAAACGAGCAAGCUGGAUUGGUAACUUGGAAAUUAUUUUAUUCACUUUUAAAACGAUUUUUUUUCAUGUAGAAGGUUUUACAUCAGAAUAAAAUUAGUAAAUAUGGUGAAAUAUAACAUGGUAUUUUCUGCUUUCUAGUCAAAAGAAACAAACAAUCAUAUUUUAUAUAUAUUCAAUUUAAGCAUGCUUUUAACCAAAUUUAAACAGCUUCGAUGCUCUAAAGAAUUGUAAUCUGAAUAAAGAUAAAUUUCUGAUGAGCCCUGAGUUCUGCUUUCCAUCUGGUUCUUGUUUGUCAGUUUUUUUUUCUGUUCCCCUUGCUCUUCUGUGGUCUGAAGGGUGUUCCUGCCACAUCAAAUUCCUUUAGGAGGAGCACCACCAUCAUGCAGUCUGAAUUAUCUCUUAAUUAUUGGCUUCAAAUCUUGCUUUACAUGUACUUGUUGAAGCUGAUUUAAAAAAUGGAAACUUUAUUCUUGUCUUUAGAGCCGUCAGUUUUAUGAGGAAAUUUCAGCCCUCUUUUAAUUAAUAAAGAUCAAUAAAUAA
Myotis davidii is the source of this 1750-nucleotide messenger RNA. RefSeq names its product nudix hydrolase 9 (gene NUDT9). Gene Ontology annotation, molecular function: ADP-ribose diphosphatase activity. The record is from RefSeq and is a predicted model, not a curated record. The transcript has 8 exons. Lineage: Eukaryota; Metazoa; Chordata; Mammalia; Chiroptera; Vespertilionidae. Gene Ontology annotation, cellular component: mitochondrion. Bases 238 to 1140 code for a protein of 300 amino acids.